AUGACUGUCAACUCUGCUUCCAUGGCUGCCUCCGCCAGGCGAUACCGUUCAGACGGGCUAGGAGGGAUCUUCAUGGGCGAGGAACUCGCAGUUUUUCCCGAUGGCGGCACGAAUGACAGUCAGCCAUUGACCGAAGCUUGGGGUCUGCGCUCGGGGGUCUACACCCCACGGCAACUCGUCCAGAAUUUUGCCAGCUUACUCGACACGGUGGUAUUUCGCCUCGGUAGUGAUCCCCCGGGAUCAGUGUCCGCUCGCCACAGGCUUCUGGAGAACCUUUCUGCCAAUCUAUCGACAGACACCCGAGAAGCAACGCUUCGCCUAGCAGAACCACUAGACAUUUCGCGGAGAGAGGUGCGAGAUCAGGCCGAUACAAUUGGCAAGACGCUGUUGGCGUGGGCCGGGGAGUUGAAAUCACCCUCAUUCAACCCCGAACUGUACCUGCGGAGUCCUUGCGAAGGUCAUUUACUCACACCCUCUAAUGUCGAUCUCAUGUUUGGCGACCGCAGCAAGCCCCACUUGAUGCAACUGUUUAAUGAGUACUUACAUCAAAUGGUGCUUUUACGAGACGCUCUUCUCCCCUUUUCGAAUUACCAAGAUGUCCUGAUCCCGGUGGGUCGCCAGGCCAGAGGAUUAAGGCAUCUCGAACCGGCACGCAGCCAGUUCCUAGCUGAGAUCUUGACCAAGCAAGCUACGCAGAAGGGUCUGGUCUUGUAUGCAAGGGCGUUACUCGCUCCGGAGCUAGACAACAGCCCUCAUGUGGGGUAUGGAUUUCAGUACAAACACGGCUCUGUGCUGCCUGCUUUCUUGGCUGGUGGUCCAACCCCUCUACAUCUCGUGCAAUAUGUGCCAUGCAAGUUUGGCUCCACCGAAGAAGCUACUAGUAUGGUGUUCGACUAUAGCCUGGAAGAUUACUACAGCGCCCAUCGGACCAUGGUUCCCCUCGGCCCAGGUUCGCUUGCAGACCUGCCCGCUGCUAGAGAGCCCGUCGUACAACAUGUUUCGAUAGAAUUGACCAGAAUGUCUCUGCAGAGUAGAACCUGUCAGCUGAAUUUUACCUUGAGGCUCGAGGGCGCGGAAUCAGUCGCAGUCGACUUAGGCCAGGUCGCCCGUGGUCAUCGAUACUCCUACGGUGCCCAGGAGACGUCAGCGAAUGGCUCGGCAAGUCGGAAGGAUUCCAUCGACUCUGGUCCACGCACGCAGGUCCACGAUGCCCUCAGUAUCUUGGGAGUUGCAGGUGACGGACUUCUCACGGCCAAGGAUGGCUUGCAUAUAAUCCCCGCCAAUCAUGCAGCCAUCGCUCUGGCGAUCCUCGGUAAGAUAUAUCCGGAAAAUGUUGUGCUCCUGCCGGAGAAUGAGAGUAUUGGCCAAGUCCAGGGCGCUGGAAAGGCCUUUGAGCCCAAGUUCGUCAUUUGGGGAGGUUCUCGGCGUGGCGGCCUCAAGGGGACGUUUUGA
Messenger RNA from Penicillium chermesinum, 1452 nucleotides. RefSeq lists its product as uncharacterized. The record is from RefSeq and is a predicted model, not a curated record. The coding region runs from base 1 to 1452 and encodes 483 amino acids. Lineage: Eukaryota; Fungi; Ascomycota; Eurotiomycetes; Eurotiales; Aspergillaceae. The transcript has a single exon.